CGCAGGGUUUGUCGUCACUUGGCCGGCAUGUUGAUAUGAUAUGAUCGAGAUACAGCUGUUAGAGGCCCGGUAUUUAUCACAAGCGUGAUAUAUAGGCGAAAGUCAAAGUGACAAGGGAAUUGUCUUAUAAUUAUGACUAAGGAGGCAUUGUUGAAUUCUCAGAAAUGGCAAUGGAGAGAGUUUACCGAGCUUUUCUUGCGAAAUACCUCUGCUCCAUCUGAAGCUGCAUUAAAGCAUGUGGACAACUGGCUGGCGGACAAGACCUAUUUGGUCGGAACAGAAGCCACCUCCAUUGACACAGACGUGUUCAAACUUAUCCAUUUGCCACUGUCUCGACUAUCACACCAGGAGCGCGAGGCGUACCCGCACCUGAGCCGCUGGUUCCGACUGGUCCAGAGCAGCGUGCCCCCCGACGACCGGUGUCCUCCGCUGGUCAUCAGCCGCACGCGGCUCUACGCGUGAUGGCCGCACUCGACCGGUUACAGCCAGAUACAGGUCGGGUCGUCUCAGGGUCGACAGCGCCGUGAGGCUGUCGAGCGUCGAGGGAGAGACCGUUGAGCCCUAAUAAUGUUGACCUUUCUCAGUGCGAUGGACCAUCUUUGUUAGGGUUCAAAGAAAUUCGUGUGUGGUGUGUUCAUCGUGCUCAGUGCUGACGUGAAAAGGCGGAUCAUAGGUACUUUUUUAAGAGAAGCGACAUAGAAUGUUUCGAGGAGGUGUCAGGCAAGGGCUAAGAUGCCAGCGUUGGUCUUUUCCGCUUGCUUGACUGUUGAGGAGUUAUGCGUUUGUUUGAUUUUAGGACCAUUUCUCGUGAAACAACCUCAACGAUGGACCCAUUGUCGAUAAUAUCAAUAUUUAAUUCAGUGUAUAUGGUAUAAGGUAACUUGGUUGCUGUGUCCCAAGUGUAACCAUUGGGCAAUUAUGAGAUGUCAUUAGGUCACCAAGACCUGGCAUUUGCAUUUCGCUUCUCCAUGGAACUGUGCUUCAUCUUGAUAUUGAAUAGAAAACACAAUGAGUUUAGGAAUUUUGGGACGUUGCAUCUAGAGAGAAAGAGCCCGAGUAGGGGUGCAGAGGCGUGCCGCUCCAGCCUGAGGUGUGCUGCUCCGCUGCCACCUGGCGUCGCGGUUCGCAAUUAAUAGUUGAUGCUUGUCCGCCUUGCCACGGAAUGUCCAUUCGCUGAAUUUCAUGCGGGUGACGUCAGAUGCAUGUCAGAGUGGAUAAUGCGUGCAUAUUUUCUUCUUGUAUAGUGAACACAGAUGUGCAGAUUUAAAUGGGUGAUUUUCACAGAUUUGAGGGCAUACAAUUCUGGUAAUUACUUAUUUCCCGGUAUCCUGUGCACAAACGGUAGUUAAUUCACUAGUUUCCUCGCCUCAUCCAACCCUAGUUCUUUACGCAUCGCUUGGAAGUUGCAAGUGUUUGAGAGAUUCGCUGAUCCCUCAGUGGCCUGAAUGAUGGGUGGCAUAUAUUCCUUGAAGGCUAAAUACUAAAUAGGAUGGGAGGAAGACAUUAAAUGUGAAUGCCAGCGAAUCGGUCAUUGGCCGUCGCAAGCUAACUCCGUAAGUAGCCCCUAGGUGUCGCCCUGGUCAGUGAUGAUAUGCCACACUCCUAGAAGCCAAGGUUGGACAGCUCACCGCCAGAUGCCACUACAGUGACGCUUUCAGCGCCUGCCGACAGAGGUCGGGCCGGUCGCCAGGUGUGCUCGCCGGCGCCGGCUCCGCCCAGCUCUGCCGGUCAGUUCCCGACCAGUCGGCAGCUCUGAGGCGCGUGUCCGCUACCCUCACCACACACCUCAACCAUGAACUCUGUGCUCUCGACGCUGGGGUUCGGCACGCGCUACUGUGUGGUCAGUGACGACCACGAGCGGCCCGAGGUGUACUCGGACGACCACUCCCGGGCGCCCCAGUCGGCCAUCGAGCGGCUCACCGACUUCGACACCCUCUACGACAAGUUCUCGUCGGGAUCGGCGCGGGUCGGCCGAGCGACGGAGGAGGAGUCACCGCGGGUCCGACGGAGACAGGACGCCUCCUCGCCCGGGCAGACGGUCCUGGCCCUGUUCGACCGGCUCGCCCAGCGCCACAGCCGGACAGAGAUCAGCUCCUUCGACCGGCAGUUCCCGCUCAGCGGACGACCGGAGCCGUCAGGGGCCCGUCUGGCGGAGAGCCGGCCCUCUGAGUCGCCCCGCGCCUGGGUUCCGUUCGACAGGUCGGCCGAGGCGGCUCGGGACUGGCACCUGCCGCGCGUCUCCAGCCCCAGUCCCAGCCCCAGCGUGGGUUCCAGCUCCAGCGCCAGCUCCGGGCCCGGUCAGAGCUCCAGCUCCGCAGCCGAGGUCGGCUGUCCACACGAGGGGCUGCUGAUCGACCUCAGCGAGUGAAGGAGUGUCGGAGGAGAGACAGACUUAGUGAGACACAAUGUGAGACUUUGUGAGACACAGCGUGAGGCUACAGACUCUGAGACAGCUGACUCAGUGAGAACUGAACUCAGACAGUGUGAGCAAUAGAGAAUCGCAAUGAGACUCGUCUCUGAGACCUCAGAGACACAGUGAUUCCAUGUGAGACAGUCUGAGGCAGGAUCUGAGACACUGACCGAGUCUGAGGCACCUCCGAUCGAUGAGACUCCCACCAGACUCGCCGUCCAGUGUCCGUGCGUCCGCACCCAGAUCACCACCACACAGUAUGACCGCGGUCCCGAUCAGGAGCCGGUCCUGACAUCACCUCUACCCGCGAUGGAAACGCCCGAUCGGUAAUCUGCCCACCACAUCAACUGAGCUCAACUCACCGGUCGACUCGCCGGGCGGCUCGCGAGUCAUGACUCACGACUCAUACCGGAGAGGCGAGUCGACUCCGCUGUCUGCCGUCACGACAGGGUAUUGUGGCGGCUGUAUAGACCAACAGCGGCGUCCCCAGACGCCUAACAGGCAGUUCGAUGCCGGCCCGGGCCGUGGCCUUGCCAACACCUGUGAGGCGUUAUCGAAGUCUCCAAACGGUUCUCAAGACAAUAAAACUAUCCUCCACAGCUGGCGACCGACGGCGAGAGACGGGCAGUGAAAGGAAAAUCUAAAAACUGCAGCCGUGGCGCAACGCGAGACCGGCGCUCAUGCGAACAUUCUGCAGCGCCCGUCAAUUUCUGGACGCGUAUUUCCCUCGAGGGGUGCGCGGUGUGGGAAAGACGUGGGAACUCUGUGACCGAGCUUCGCUGUAAAGACGAGGUAACUGGCAGUUUUCCUGUUCUGAGAGCGGCGUGUGCACGUGCAGUGCUCGCCGGCGUUCCUCUGUGAUGUCGGGCCGUCCCCGGUGUGCUGCUAUAGAUUAUGCGAUAGGAGCCAUGUACCCGCCCCUGUUCAAUGUCGCAAUGUCUGCUGGCGUCGUGAGCUUCUUUGAAUGUCGGGGCGUCGUCAUAGACUUGGAGAGACAAACCUACGAUCUAGAACGAAUUAUGUCGCGUGUUGCAUGCGAUGUUGUGAUGAAAUCGCACUCUGCAUCUAUCAUUUUCCAUAUUUGUUUCGUAUUUAUGAUUUGACUAUUUACCAUCCCUUUUUCGUAUAUAUUUUUCCUGAAGCGAUGUAUGAAGCUGGCCCCUAGGUAUCCGCUGCAAGCUUGCAGUGGCUGCAGUCUGGCAAUGCCGACUCCGCGACGCCGGAGCUGUCAUGGUGACUAGUCAUUACCUUUAAGCUCCUUUUGUGGGGAUUGGGAUGCAGCUUGCAGUCGCGACAACCCGCACCCGUGUCUCCCAGCCACAGUCGCGGGACAGUUUCGCGGAAAAUCUGCACCUCUACCCAUCUGCCAUUCCUGCCACGCCGCCUGUGUAUGGAUGAGAUGGUAAUUCUGUCCUGAGUCAGCGGUACCGCGGCGUGUAUUGUCACGUUCUGUGCCGAUGUCUGAACUGUUCUGGAGCGUUCCUUACCCUAUCCGACGAUCGACUGACGUCUUGUGCCGCACCUACAUCUAUUCGCUCUUGAUGAUUUGGCGCGUCAGCGCUCUUUAAACUGACGUGACCUGCUCUGAUGCAUUAUGUAUCCAGGAUUCGGUGAACGCAAACGAUGUGAUAAUUUCGGCGAAGCAUAACUUGACGCCGAUGUCUGGCCGCUGUAUGACGUUCGCUCUUACUGGAGUGAAUUCUAACUGACUCCGGCUGCUAUCUCGUAAUUCGCAAGGUCCUGAUGCACACAACGUCAGCUGCGCACGCGAUGUUUUCAAAUAUGUGGAGGCCUCGCUGUUCGCUGUUGAACGCUUUCAGUUUCGACUUGUGAUCUGAAAAAGACGUCGACUCUAGACAGGGUUAGGUCACACAGAUAACUGCCCUGUAUACGGCAAGCCUGUGAAACUGGCUAGUUUCUGGCCAUGUAGGUGGACCAGAAACUUCAGUGGACACACAACAGUGGCUUAUGAUUCCAGUUCACAUAAAGUGGACAGUGUCCUUUCUCAGUGGAUGCGAGCGAUGUCCGUGAGUCGGCUCUCCUGACGGCCAGGCCAGUGCAUCACUACUUCCCAUGUGUUUCGCAAACGUUCAUUGUCGUGCACUUGCGCUCUUUCAAGUGCAUGUGGCAGGGAAGUACUUCCUGUUGCGUCAUGUAACGAUGUGUUUGGACAUAUUUGUCGAGUGCUCUUGUGUGGCGAUCUCUUGUUGCCUACGUCGAGUCAACUACUGAUUCGGCGUAGGUCCAUGAGUUGUCCCGGUGAGAUGUCGCGUUAUCUUCUAUUACGUGACUGCCGUUCCGUCGCACACAACCCCGAUGCUCCUCUGGUCUAUCGCACGUCGAUCGUUUCAUUAGAUGUCCGUUGAUGUUCCGCGUGCAUGUGUCAUACACGCCGAUAAUGCUUAGUGUGCUUGAGCGGUGUGGGAAGAAAUACACGGUGGUAUAUUUA
Molecule: messenger RNA, 4859 nt
Organism: Amphibalanus amphitrite
Lineage: Eukaryota; Metazoa; Arthropoda; Thecostraca; Balanomorpha; Balanidae
Exons: 5
Coding region: 1793-2368 (191 amino acids)
Source: RefSeq, a predicted model, not a curated record